GGUUUACAUCGUCUAAGCUUCUCUCUCUCCAUCUCGAUCUCGAUCUCUCGAUGGAUAUGAAGCCAAGAAGAGGGGAGGUGUUAACUAAAGAGCAGAUUGAUGAGUUCCAAGAAGCGUUUUGUUUGCUAGACAUGGAUGGAGAUGGUUGCAUCACAAGUAAGGAAUUGGCGACUGCAAUCAAAUCCUUGGACCAACAUCCCACAGAGGAAGAACUUCAAAGCAUGAUCAAGGAGGUCGACAUCGACGGCAACGGGACGAUAGAAUUCGGGGAGUUCUUGAAUCUUAUGGCCAGAAAAAUCAAGGAGAAUGAAAUCGAAGAGGAAUUAAAGGAAGCUUUUAAGGUCAUUGACAAGGAUCAAGAUGGCUACAUAUCUCCUAACGAGUUGAGGCGGGUGAUGAUUCACCUGGGAGAAAAGUUAACGGAGGAAGAACUGGAAGCGAUGAUGAGAGAGGCGGAUUUGGAUGGCGAUGGCCAAAUCAACUACGAAGAGUUCAUCAGGAUGAUGUUAGCUUUCUGAAAGCGCUACUGUUCUUGCCGCCACGAAAUUCAUAUUUUUAAGGUUU
Messenger RNA from Rhodamnia argentea, 564 nucleotides. RefSeq names its product calmodulin-like protein 8. The transcript has 4 exons. Lineage: Eukaryota; Viridiplantae; Streptophyta; Magnoliopsida; Myrtales; Myrtaceae. Gene Ontology annotation, molecular function: calcium ion binding; enzyme regulator activity. Bases 51 to 518 code for a protein of 155 amino acids. The record is from RefSeq and is a predicted model, not a curated record.